Molecule: messenger RNA, 939 nt
Organism: Penicillium longicatenatum
Lineage: Eukaryota; Fungi; Ascomycota; Eurotiomycetes; Eurotiales; Aspergillaceae
Exons: 1
Coding region: 1-939 (312 amino acids)
Source: RefSeq, a predicted model, not a curated record
AUGCAGAGAGUUCUCAGUCUCCCCACGAGCUACCGGCGCAUAACCCAAGGCUCACUUACGCAGUUCAAACACAGCUGCGUAAAAAGUCAAUUCAUUUCAAGUUUCGCAUUCGCUGUGCCUCGUCUUGUAGCACCUCAUCUUGCAUCAGCUGAGCACGUUCCUCAUGUUCGAAAUGCUUCUGAGAUUCUUCAAAAACAUGGCAUUCUCAAGAUUAGCCUGCAAUUUGAAGACCAAGAUAGCAAGUAUCUCGAAGCUUUGAUUCUCAACUUCCACAGACGCCACGGACAUGGACUGCCUAUAUCGCACAGUGCCACACGGGGCUGGUUCUGGGAUGUACGCCCUAGCAGCACCAACUUCCAGACCAAAAACCAUCGCGCUCGAUCGGAGACCAUGGAAGAAUUUCCAUGGCACACAGAUUGCAGCUACGAAAAUCCCCCACCGCGGUUCUUCGCCCUUCAAAUCUUGCAGCCCGACCGCUGUGGCGGAGGCACACUCUCCGCCAUGAAAGUGAAACAAUUGAGCCAGUUUCUCUCGCCGAGCACUUUGAGCGCCCUGUUCCAGCCAGAAUUCAGCAUCGCCAUUCCACCCGAGUUCAUCAAAGACACCAACCACCGAACGAUCAUCGGCAGCAUAUUAGCAACCGAUGGCAAAACCCGAAAUAUUAUCAUGCGGUACCGACGGGAUAUCAUUACUCCUGUGAGCGACCGGGCUGAGAAGGCGCUAGAUGAGCUAGAACGCGCUUUGCAGCAGCAUGAAGUGCAGUCGCGAUCAGUUCUACACCUCACUUCUGAUAUGCUACCCGGAGGCUCCAUCAUCUUGCUAGAUAAUCGGCGAUGGCUGCACGCACGAAACGAGAUCAAUGAUCCCGAGAGACAUCUCCGUCGAGUUAGAUGGGAUUCGGUAGCAUUCCCUGUGGAGGCAGAUAUGAAAGAUCCAUAG